CAUGGUUGCCGUUGUGCGUACAGAGUGAAAUAAGGAAUGUGUUCCGGAAGACAGAGAUAGUUGAAUCAUGAUCUAUUAAAAUCUCUAUGUAAAGGGGUUUGUCUUGUAAGGGCCAUUCACAAUAAUGUCUGUUCCACAGAGAUGGCUGAAUUGUCCCCGAAAAAGUCAGAUUAUCGCAGGUUUGUUGGACUAAUCGAACUCGCUCUGGUUCGGCAACCUUGUUAUCUGUACAGAUUUAAGGUUUCUACUAAAAAUUGGAACUAGGAUCUUCGAUUGGAGGAUGUCAUGGGCUAGCGUUACGAACUUAAGUAGUAACUAAGAAGGUGACAGGUCAAGAAAGGAAUCAUUUUACAAAGUAGAUUACAUGAAUGUGAACUUCCUCACUUUUACUAACAAUGAUAAUACAAUUGUUGCGAUUCUGCUUUCCUUUGCAUAAUUUAAGCUCACAAUUCAAGGCCUUCCCUGAAAUAAUAAUUUUAUUAAAUGCACCUGGUGACAUACAGGAAUCUAAGAAGAGUUUCUUCUUUUGAGUUCGCAAAUUUACACGUCGAUUGAUUAUUUCGUUUCCGGUCGAAACUGAGAAUUUAUACCCAUAUACUUGUGCAUGCACACAACAUCGAUGAUUUUUAUUAAAACUUGUUACGAUAAAACUUUUAAAAAUUGUCACUUGGACGAACUUUUGUUUGCAGAAAAGUUUCUUGCCUUUAAAACACCACUGGGGCCGCGCUAUGAUGACGAAAUUCCAGAGGCAAAUAGAUUUCAGCUGCCUAUGUUGUUUGCCUAUCUCCAGUCUCUACAGGUUUGUGCACGUGAAUUUUCUUGUUAUCAACAAGAUAGAUAUUUACUAUGUUGGUUGGGAAGGUCAGGGAACAGGGUGAUGGUAGAGGAAGAGGGGGGGGGGGGGGGGUAAGAGUAUCAGGGCACUAAGAGCUCUUGCCACCCCUUCAUUUUACGUCGUACACAUUUACCACAUUUUGCUAUGACUAUUCUCUGUUGCAAGACACUGGUAAUUGACAGUUACUAAACAUUUCUGUUACUGCACCUCUGUCCCAUCUUGUGUCCAUAUGAAUGCUACUUUCUCUUCCAUCUCCCAUACCCAUCCCACUCCCUUUCCCCACACUCCUGUCCCUCUCUCCUUGCAUCCCUCAACUCUAGUAUUUACGAGGCUAAGGAAAUCAGAGUUUAUGAUAUCAAAUGAUUUAAAUAAGGUGGUUGUAGAUCUGUUUUUAACCCUCUAACUCCCAGAAGUGAUUAACCCAAAACUUCUCCCUACAAUAUCCAUACAUUCUUCAGCAAACGGGUAAUGAGAAUAUUCAAACCUAUCAGGUAGAAGCUACUAUCUUGAUCUAGCACCAUGUUCUCAUAACUAAUUUAAAAGGAAAUGUGUAGCAGCUACAGAGGAGAAUUAACAAUCAGAUCUCGGGAGUUAUAGGGUUAAGUAUUUCAACAUCUUGAUUAUAUGAUAAAUAUUUAUCAAAUAUAAAAGUUGGGAAUGAAUUUACAUCAAACUGCAGAUAGCCAAAAUUGAACUUCCUGUUGUCUUCUCUUAGCCUUUAAUACAUCAAACUGAUGAUAUGUGAGAAUUUUUUUUCUAGCUCUCUUUAGAGUUUAUUUGAGGACUAGAGAAAAGGUGGAAAUAAAGAGUUAAUUUUGCCGUUUGCCAUUGCUGUAAAUAUCAUGCAUAAACUCUGUAAUGUUCAUAAACCCAAACAAUACCAUAAGAUUUUUCUUUUUUUUUUCUCCAGAUGAGGUUAGGAUUGAUCAUUGACUUGACAAACACAAAUCGUUUUUAUGACAAAACAGUAGUGGAACGGACAGGAAUCAAACAUAUCAAGAUGCAGUUGAAAGGGUUUGUUCCAUCUUUUGUUUGUUGAAAUUGAUUCACUUGAUUUUUAGAAUGUUAUCUACUUGCAUGUAAUGUGUGUUGAUUACUUUGUAGGCAUAAGGAGACACCCUCGCCAGAGCAAGUUGCUUUAUUUAUUAGAAUGUGUGAUCGUUACUUUGAUCAAAACCCAGGGGAAUUAAUAGGUUUGUGGAUCAUUUUGUUCUUUAGUGCUCAGUUAAUGAUUAUCUCAUUCAUGGUUUUCCAACUCCCAGAGCAGGCAAUAGCUAGAUUUAACCUUUUCCUUUACCAUUAUUGUUAUGAGUAAUUGUUUUUGUAAAUAUGAGCUUCUAGAAAUCUCCAGACUGCAUAGUUAUGCUGACAUGCAUAUCAUAGUAAACAAACUUUCCAGAACAUUUCAUCAAGUCAUGCACUUAAUACAUAAUACUUCUAAAAUAGCUCUUAAGUAAGCUUCUGGAAUGUUUCAGAACUCAUUGUGAAUAUAUUUAAAGACUAGCUUUUAUAGUAGUAGGAGUCAUUGUUGUUGGAGUGAUGACUGUUUUGAGAGCUCUAUAAAGAGAGAGAGUUUCUGCAGAAGAUCACUUAUUUCAAGGAACUUUAGAGACAGCAAUGAGAUUGUGUCAGUGGUUAGUUAGGAUAUAGACUGUGGUGGGCUUAAUUAAGUUUAUUAAUGAUAAGUAUUUUACUUUUUUUAGGAGUUACUCCUUGCUAAGAAUGUUACUCACUGUUUAAUAAAAUUGUUGAAUUUGUAGGAUUAUGGUGUUUUUCUGUUGCUUAGAUUAUAUUAUAAUGUGUGUGAUAAUGUGUGUGAAGCCCUGAUAGUCAAAUAAAUGAUUAAAAAAUAAAAGUGUUGAAUAAAGGGAGAACUAAUUGUCAAAAUAUAUGCAAAAUGUUUUGUCAUGGAAAAGUGGUUAGAUAUAACCUGAAUGGACUGGCUUUGUACCAGAAGGAACUAGCUAUAAACAGUACUGCUAUCAAAUACCCCACAAACUCAAAUUUCAUCUGCACAUACACAAAUACUUGGGUGUAUUAACAAUGCACAUCUGACAUGUCUCUUUUUCACAAUGCAAAAAGUUUCCUUUGUGUUACACUGUUGGGUAAAAGGGAGAACUUUUGACAAGUUGACAACAGAAAAAUUAUAUAUCAGAAAAAAAGGUUACUAUGUUACACACACAUUACAUUACUUAGUGUAUUUAUGGAAUAAUGAGCAGUAGCAGUUGAUUUGCUUGAUUUUAGCUGAUACUAAAUCAAAAAAAAGAACUAUUGUCAACCAAACUAGCCAUAUACAUAAUUGCAAAAAAAAAAACAGAUUUAUAAGCUCCUGUAGAAUGACCCACACAACCCAUGUUCAGACUCACCUAAAACUCCAAAUAUAAUAUUGGUAGUAAGUUUCUAAUGAAACUGUGAGUUGUGCUGAGUCAGUGGGGAGGUAUAAUUGUGAAAUGAGUUGAUAAUAUAAAUUGGCCACGGAAAGAGUUUCAAAGCUGACAUUUCGAGCAUUUACCCUUUGUCAGAUUAAGUUCCUUGUCAUUCCCUCUGAUAAAGGACUAGUGCUUUAAAUGUCAGCUAUGAAACUUUUUAAGGUGGCCAAUUUAUGUUAUCAAUUCAGUUUAUAAUUUACCAAAUUAUCUCACUAAAAUUUCACAUUUCAGGUGUUCACUGUACUCAUGGCUUCAACAGAACUGGCUUCUUAAUCAUUGCAUAUCUUGUAGAAAAAGAUGACUGGAGGUAAUUGAGCCAUAAAAAUAUUUUCUGACACCAGACUGGUUUGAUAAAACUUCUUUAAACAUUUCGUUAUUCAUGUCAUUGAUUAAUUCCAUGGUCAGUCAUGGGACUGAGAGUUUCCACCAGACCAAUCACCUAAAUCUAUGGGUACAUGUAGUCAAUGCAAUUUCAACCCUUAAACUCCCAAGAUUUGAUUGUUUUUUCUCCCCUCUUACUGUUACACAUAUUCUUUUAAAUUAGUUAGGAGAAUUUGGCAUCAGAUCAAGAUAACAACCUCUAUUUGAUAAAUUUGAGUAUUAUUAUUACUUUUUUGCUGGAUGAUGCAUAGACAGUGUAGUGAGAAGUUACAUGUUAAUCACUUCUGGGAGUCAAAGGGUUAAUACUUUGGACUAACUACAUAUUUUUUUCUGUGUUUUCACAGUAUUGAGGCAGCUAUUCACUGUUUUGCCCAGGUUUGUGGUUGAAUUCAGUAAUUAAAUCACCUAAUAGAUAUUUUACUAGUAAUUAAAAGUUAAAAUCUUUGACAAAGCUCUUGAGAUAGUUUUUCAACCAUCAUGUCAAUUUGUGCUUGCCCAUUUCAAGACAAGACAUUCCCCUACCUACCCCUCUCCUGUCAAUCAGUGCUGCAUUCUUUCUGUUGGUUAGGUGUUUUACAUUUAAUUGCAUAAGAUCUCAAGCAACAUUACAUUAAGGGAAGGGGGAAAAUAAGCUUUUAGAGUUAAAAUUGAUACUAAGUUUUUUUUGUAUGGGUUUAAUAUAGAUUUCCUUAACAGAUUUUGCUGAAGGACUGUAGCAGAUGAUACAUGAUAAAAAAAAUAUUGAAAUUGGCAUCAAUAAUCUUAUUUUUUUGUUUGUUUUUCUUUCAUUAAUUUGUGCAGUGUCGGCCUCCAGGAAUUUACAAAGCACAUUAUUUGCAAGACUUAGUUAAGCGGUACAGUGACUCAAAUGAAUCCAUUGCUGCACCUGAGCUUCCUGAUUGGUGUUAUGACGAGGAGGAAGGACUUAGUGACAAUGAGGAGGAAAAUGGGAGGACUGUGGAAGAUGGAAGUCACUCUGAUGGGAGAAGGAAAAAGAUGCGAAGGGAUCCAAGAUUGAAGGUCAAUUUUUCUUUGAAGUCUUGUCUCUUUGUCAUCAUCAUCAUCAUCAUCACAGUCAUUAUUGUUGUUGUUGCUAAAAUAUUGAGGGAAUUACUACAAAUGUCGUUUAACAAAUUAAAUCCAUGAUUUGUGUUUACAGGAAGCAAAAUUUAUGGAUGAGGUUGAGGGGAUUGAGGUUGUGAAUUCACCCAGAAGAGAAGAUAUCCAAGAAAUAUGUGAAAAAAUGUGCGCUUGGGAAAGGUGAGAAAUAUGAAAAGCUGAGGGAAAAAUAUGCAGAGAAGAAUUUUGCUAAACUUGAUGAUAAAAGGAAUGAUAGCUGUGAGGUCGAAGGAAAGAGUUUAUUACUGUUAAACAAAUUCUUCUUGUCAGUACUGUAGGAAAUACAUGGUAUAGAAAUUAUGCACGCUGAUGUUAAUUUGAAAAGGGUGAAACUGUUCUUGUGGUCGUAUUAAAAAAAUUAACUUUCUUAUAAGUUCGGAUUUGCUGCGUUUUGUUUGUUGAGCAAGAGACAAAUGAAUACUCGAUGCUUAAACAGUUCUUGCAUUUUUUGUUUGUUUGUUCCCUUUAUUUUAGUGGGGGGUUCCCAGGAAGUCAACCAGUGUCCAUGGAUGUCCAGAAUAUUAAAUUACUUCACGAAAAACCUUACAGAGUCAGUUGGAAAGCAGAUGGCGUGAGGUGAUUAUUAUUGAAAGCCUGUUUAGAUUCGUCCUAAAGGAACUGCAAGUUCACCAGUUCGGAUUUCUUAUACUUCUUGCGAGACAUGAUUUUUUUUCUAUGUUAAUUUUUGCGUGUCUCAGGCGAGUUGAAUCAAGCGUGAGACCCGCGCCGUGUGUCUCGUUCCGAGCGCUCUUCUCGCGUUCAACGCCGAUGACCUGAAAGACGCCAAAAAAUUACGUCUGUUCUGCGGAAAAUAUGUUAACGUCCAGUGUUCUGGGCCAUAAAGCCUCUAUCUUGACUUUACCUCUGGCCAUUCACUAUGCUCAACUGUCUGUUCAUCAUCCGCUAGCCUGCAGAGCAUUCGAGACUUUCAGUAAACGCCGAAAGCUCAGUAUUUUCUCGGUGAAAAUUAUUCCUGCCAUCUUUGAUUUUUGGAGCAGCAGAGGGUUGCUGAGAUAAAGACAUUUGUGCCGAAAAAGUGAGCGACGGUCUAAAGGAAGGAGGGGGGAGUGGGUGGGGCAGUAGAAAUCGCGCCUUUCCGUGCCCCCUCCCCCAACUGUCGACUCUAACUAUGAAUCAAACAUGGCCGGUCAGAUAACAUUCGUUAACUCGCCCUAAUAAAACGCUUCAAGUGCACUGCAGGCUUUCCACAGGCCCAGUCAGUCUACUAAUCAGUCGCUCCAUUUAUUCUUUUCUUUUCAGAUACAUGAUGCUGAUUUUAAAAGAAAGGGAAAUAUACUUAAUAGACAGAGACAAUAAUGUGUUUGCUGCACCACAGUUCCAUUUCCCUCAGCGUAAAAACCUUAGAAAGCAUAUUUUUGACACUCUGAUUGAUGGGGUAAGAGAACGCAGCAUUACAUACUUAACUUAAGCUUCACUGCGAACGUUUCGUAGUUGUUUUUAGUCGUUUUCCUAUAACACACAGAGUCAGGGGAGGAAAGGCAAAAUAUCAGUUGGGUUAGAAAGAAAAAAAAAUUAUAUGAGAAGAAUGGACCAAGAUGUGACCAGGAAGGUCAAGGAUGGAAAAGAUUGACUCGGAUUGAAAAAAAAGUGGCAAAAUUUCCAAGCAUUUUCAAAUCUUGACGUCAGCGACGCAAAGUGGUAUUACUCUAAAUUCGUUACCGAUUCUACUCGCUCGGUCCUAGACAGUUCUACCAAAUCGCAAGAAUUUAUUUCACUAGCGAGUGGAAAUUUUCCGAUAUAUAGGCGAAGUCCGGUGCGGUGGGCCAAUAGUGGUACCCGCAUCGUCUGAGAUUUUCCUUACGAUUGCAAAGCAGUCUCUGAAACGAAAAUUUUGAGUUUUUAUGUUCUAUUUUGUAGGAGAUGGUUCUUGACAAGGAAAAUGAAAAGGUUCACCCUCGAUAUCUGGCCUACGAUAUCGUCAGAUUCCAAGUAAGUUCAUCGUUAUGUAGUUGGUUAAUCAGUGAAAACGGUUCUUUUAUGAUUGGCCCAUUCGAAUGCUUAUGAAGUACUCAAACCUCACACAGAGGUCGCAGUCAUUGGGUUGUAUGUACCUCCUUCCCAAAUCGAGGCUGUGUAGCUUAGUUGUUAGACACAGUUCUGGACUCAUCGAAGUAAGACUCUGCACUCUGUAUUUGCUUUUGUUGAAGUUUACCUGUGGGGGCCCAAUUGUCAUGUAAGUACAAUUAACAGGGUUGUUUCUUACUUGCUCCUAAAAUAUGGCUAUACGACUCAUUUGGUAGCCGCAGCUAACCGUUAUCUGGGAAGCAUGAAAUCGUACCCGUCGAAGAACUAACUCUUUCCUCACGUCCCUCUUUCUGUUUUCUAACACAUUCUUUCUCUAUUCUUACGAAAAAUGCCCCUUACUGUGGAUUGUUUGUAAAUCAGUUUAUGACUCUUGUGUUUGUAGGGGCAAGAAGUCGGAAAACAAAGCCACGACAUCAGAAUGAUUUGUAUUGAAAAAGAAAUAGAAAUGGCUCGAAACCAAGCUGUAAGUACUUACGUAUUUAUCAGUCAGUCUGUCUGAAUAAAGAGGGAAACUUUAAAAAAAAAAAAACUGCGGUGCUGCGUCGGGGGGGGGGUGUUGUAAAAUAAUUUGGCUUUAUCAAUUGGGUUGAUAAUGUGAAUUGGCCACCGUAAAGAGAUUCUAAACCUGACGUUUCGAGCGUUUCGCCCUUCGUCUGAGCGAAUCGACGCUUCGACGAGGCCAAGUUUAUCUGACUUUCGGUCUAUCUGUCUGUCUGUCUUUCUACUCAUCUGUCUAUCUGUCUCUCUUUUUCUCUGUCCGUCUAUCAGACUGUAUCUUUAACAUUUCCUUACCCGAGAACAGAAAAGCAUUACCUCCAAUUUCUCUUUUCCUUUGUCCAAUUUUAUUGUUGCCUCGUUAUUUCCCGUCAGAUCACCGAACUGAUUUUGCCAACAGGCAAACAUGCAAUGCGUUUUGUAACGUUUCAUUACGCUUUAUUGCAGGCUCAACAAGGACUCUUGGACAAGUCAAAGGAGCCGUUUAGCAUCAGAGCGAAAAAGUUCUUUCCAGUAGAGAAAGCAGAGUGGGUAGGUCUUUUCGAGUCUACAGUCAACAUAGAAAUGAACAAAUUUAAUUUUUAUUUUUGUUGAAAAAAAUUCCUUCUUCUAAGUGGUUACUUCACACUCUACUUCCUCAGUAUUGUGUCCUUCUGUAGUCAUUCUUCGUCACAACUGAGGGUGAAUCUGAGAGGAUCCUGCCUCUCUACCUCGCAAAACUCUUGAGAGAGUAUAACAGAUUACUCUUAACGUCAUCAUUUCGCUUCUUCUGAAAGCAAUUAGCAUCGAAUGGAAGGAGAGAUUUAGAGUUGCACCUUCGCAUUCUUAAGCUUGUUUUACCUUUUUGUUCGUAGGUGUUAGAAAACUGGAGUCCUAAACUUAGCCACGAGAAUGAUGGACUGAUCUUCAACCCCGCCGAGGAGGUGAGUUAACUUAAAUAGUGAAAAAUAUUUGAUGGAAGGAAGCCGUGACGCCUCUUUGGUUAACUCGUCCGAAUCAAAAGGUCUGGGUACGAAAGAGACUGAAGGUUGCGGCUGUAGACGCGGGAAAACGUGAGUAAUAAAGAUGGGAUUGGAUUUAGAUCACUAUCUGAUUGUUUGAAAGCGGGCGUUAGCUAUUUAGACCAAUUUUAAAGCGUAGAAUAGAAAAACUAAGGUAUUUCCGGAUUGCUUACACUAUUGAAAUGAAUUUCUUCGAAAAUCUUGCCAUUGCUUUCUGUUUCAGCCGUAUGAGGCCGGACAGAGCUCUGAGUUAUUGAAAUGGAAACCACACACGCUAAACUCCGUGGACUUCGUUCUUAAUAUAAGAACUGUUCGACAAGAAGGGUUUGUUUGUUUGUUUGAUCUGCACUGAUACAAAACCAAUACUGCUCUAACCAGGCCGUUCUGUUAAAUGGCGGCCUAAAGGCAAAGAAACACAUUCUUCACAUCCAUCCCCAUUCCGCUCGAUAAAAAGUGGAAAACGAAUUUUUGACAAAUUUCUUUUUACCCUUUACACCUUGAAAUCAGUGUAAAUAUUCUCCAUACUGUUCUCUAUACGUUACUUAAGGUGCUGACAAGGAGAAUUUAUUUUACAAUCAAAGGCUGCUUUAGUCGGUGACCAUUUUCUUUAUUCUCAUGACCUUAACGUGUGAUUCAGGGGUGAUAUUGUAAGGAGAAAGUAGAUGCUAAUCACUCUCAGGGGUCGAAGGGUUAAGCGAUGAGUAAUUGUGUUAAAUGAAUAAUCUUUAGAUCAAUAUCAGUAUCUGGGCAACUGCCCACCUACCCCUCCCCUAACCCAACAUUAACCUUUACUUGCUAUCAAUUUACUUGCUAUCAAUUGACCGUUAUUGAGUUAGGGUAGGGGUAGGUGGGCAGUUGCCCAGAUACUGAUAUUGAUCCUAGUCUUUCCUCUUCUCCUUAAGGUGCAUUCCUGAAUUAGUUGGUGCUCUCAUGGUCGGUGGUUGUGAUCGACCAUUUUCCCAAAUCAAGGUUUGUGCAGAUAGAGCCCUUUUCGAUUGACUGUUGUAAGACCAAAACCGAAACCAAAUUAAUUACAAAGGCCAAUCAAAUGAAAGGAAAAUACAUAACCCUGAAGAGCCGACGAGAACUCAAAACAGAAACAAGCAAACUGCCUAAAGCGCGGGAAAACGCGGGCGACCAAGUCGUGGUUGGUUUUAGUUUUGUAUCUGAUUUGUUGAGAGAUUGACGCGAGUUUUUCUAGACCAAUCACUGAGCAAAGUAAAGCAAACCAAUGAAAUCACGGAUUACUUUUGACAGUCAAUUGAAAAUUGCCCUCUUUUAGAAUUACGAAUGGGAGUGGACCGUCACAAUCAAAUAGCUCCUCUGUUCCGUAUGCAUUGCCUUUCUUAAUUUUUUCCCCUCAGGUUACGAAAGAACUCAAAAGCCUCGACAAGAGAGUGGUGGAAUGCACUUGGGAUGCCAAGAACAACCAGUGGAAAUUUCUCAGAGUCAGGGAAGAUAAAAGUUUCCCAAAUGGUUUCAAGACAGCUAUGAGUAAGGAGGCGUGAUGUGUUUUGGUUGUUUUGUGAUUUUAUUUCAGUUCUAAGCUGCAUGUUUUGGAGAGAAAAAUAAAACAGAGCGCUCGCUUCAAUAGUAAUUCCAACUCUUUCUUACCUUUUGGAUGCUUUCAUUUAUAGAAUUUUUUUUUCCUAAACCUUAAAGUCUCAGCGGUGAUCAAAAUGUAACUUAUCAGCAAUCAAUUGAUAAGAAUAGAACAGCGUUUCUCUUGGAGUGUUAAAUUCUCUAAACUGACGUACGAGAAAAUGUCUAACUGUGAGUAAAGAGAAUUACUUAUUAGAUCUUAGGAGUUCACAAGUGAAAUAAAAAUGGAAUGAAGGAUUUUUUAUUUCCCGGCUUAAUUUCAGGCGUAUGCAAAAGCAUUCAACAACCUGUGACAAAGAAAUGGCUUCUGGAAGUCAUAGAGAAACAUCGUUACCACUCAGUUAGACAUAGAGACCCCAACGCUCCAUCCACGAGUCACGCCGCAGUUUAGAUCACAGACUCACCAGAAUGGCCUUAGAAGCAGUAGAAGCCGCCUUGCGUCAGUUGAAGCUCUUCUUAGAGAAAGGUAACCGCACACAUUUGGAUAAAGAGACUUAUAUCAGUCGUUUAGAGUCUUCCUAUGUCUGGUGCCUCCAUCACUCUUUGAUUUGCUAUCGUGAAGGCGAGAACCAUGCUCGGAUGCUCCGCCGUAAUCCGAUGGCGUCGUCGUGAGGAACAGAAUAGUGCCGACUGGGUUUACCGACGUGACACAAACACCGACUGCUGUUAUUUCGCAUUUGUACAGAUUUUAUAGCAUAAAGCACUUCUUGUUUUAUAUUCAUUUUCAUUCUGUUAUCAGAAGGCUACUCUAGAAAAUACCUGACGUAAGAGCAAUCCUUCCAAUGUUUUGCGUUUUCAGCGCUUGCUAAAUUUCAGUUAUUUAGUUCUUAUGAUUUUGAGGUUCAGAGGCCUUUUGCAGCUUUAUCUCAUAUAAUGUCACUGAUUUUUUUUGAUGUAUCGAUCACCAACAGUGCCUCUCUACGCACAACCUCCCUGAGUGUUAAAAUGUGAAGCAACCUCGUUUCCAGGUUCACCAGUCCUUCCCCCCACUGUCUCUCUUACUCCAGGAAAUGGAUAGAAGAUAGGCCCUGGAAACGAGGUUUUAUGGUAAAGAAGAUUGAUUGAUUAAGCCUCUAUAUGUAAGAGACAUUGGAAGAGUUAUGCAUAUUUUAAGUACCACCCAAAUCUGAUGGUCGAAAAAAGUACUUUGGCUUUUUUUACCUUAAUUAGUAGUGACCUGUAGCAGAUGUGGUUUUCUUUUAUCAAUGUUGAUUUUUUUUGUAUGGUUUAAUUUUUUUUUGCCAUAACCAGAAUUUUAAGUCGGGCACCUCUUCGUUUAACCAGAAGGUACUGAUUUCUUCAGUCUUGUGGAUUUGAAAUUGUUAUAGAAGGUUAGCAAAAGUGACUACUCGAGAGUUACGAGAUAGGUUUGCACUUGAAGAAAAAGAAAAGAAAAGGAAAGAAAGUAAUAAACAACUGUAAAUAGUUUUAUUCUAUGUAAACUAGUAUUUCGCAUGAAGUAUUUUCCAGUUUGAAAAACUGAUUACUUCAGUGGUCCCGCUAGCAUAAAGUUUGAAACUUGAAUUCGAUGAUAUUUUCAUCCUCUUUGUUGAUGUAAAACGAGAUGAAUUUGACCAAUUUUUUAACUCUUUAACUCCCAGUUCAAAUUCUUAAUUCUCCUUACUGUCAACCAUACAAUUCUUGAAAUGUUAGUUCAGGGAAUUUAGUAUCACCAUUCUCAUCACUUGUCUGGUUGAUACUGUAUUGAUAUUGUAAGGAGAAAUUCUGUCUUGGUCACUCAUGGGAGUUUAAGGGUAAACAGCAAGACAAGUAAGAUCAAAGGGCAAAGAUGCUGUACUCAUUAUCAAUCAAGGAUUAUACAAGCUGAAUGCUUGAUGCAUUAUUAUGGACUUUUACUUAUGGUCUGCUAGAGGAAAGACAUGUAGGAGACUUCACCAUGAAUUUUUCUUUAUUAUAUAGUAACAUUUAUGACUGGUUACGCUCUCGCUCUAUAUUUAACAAAUAGACUCCAUGUUUACAUGCAUCUGUACAUUAAAAGAGCACAGAAGGCGUCUAAAUGUGGUAAGAACAUCAGUGAUACUGCAUUUCAAACGAAGCGCGGUAGCGGAGGUGGAGUGAAAAAACGAGAGAGGAUUGGGUUGGGUCGCGUGAUGAGAGGUGUUUUGUACGCACCCGACCCAAACCUCUCACGUUUUUGCUCUGUCGCUAGUAUUCGCUUUGGUUAUUAUUUCGUUCUGUUUUACCAACUAGAAGCGUGGAACAGGUAUCACAGAGCAGACUCGCGGCAACAUAGAAUCAAUUUCUUGAUUAGAUACCGAAAGCGUAGCCAAUUAUAUCAGUUACAUAUUAGAUAGAACACUAGCGACAAAUGCUAACGACAGAUAACUGGAUUCGGCUGGCGUGUAUGUACAUCACUGUUGGUCAUUAGUUCAUCGGUAAAUGAUCAUGCCCGCCAUUUUGAAAUAGGUCAAUCAACUGUACUGGUGGCAACUAGGGUGUGAACAUGUCAUACCAACCUUCCUUUUUAGCCGUUGUCUAAAGAAAUCUCUGGCGUUGUGUACCGCCACAAGGACUUAUUUCAAAUCGAUAUUUAAUUGCUACUCAUAAGGAAGUGGUGAUUUAAAAAUAUAGAAAGCAUUUGUCAAAAUACUGUAAUUAACAACUCUUUGUUUUGAUUGUGAUAUCGUAUUUGCUUUG
Messenger RNA from Pocillopora meandrina, 12566 nucleotides. The record is from the annotation of a GenBank genome assembly. NCBI's taxonomy places the organism in Eukaryota, Metazoa, Cnidaria, Anthozoa, Scleractinia, Pocilloporidae.